CAUGUACAGAUGAUUUCAUCAACCCAGGUCAGCCUUUGAACUCUUUAUCCGAGGACUAUAUAAACCAAUUGCUCCUUGGAGAAUUUACCAUCUGGUCUAAAACCUCCAAGACUUAAGGUAAGCCUCAAACUACAUUAUGUCUAUUAUCAUUCUGAGCUCUAGUAAGGGAUCUGUAUACUGAUCAGAAACAGAAAAAAAUAAUGUAUUGUUUUCUAUUUACAGGCAAGUCUAACACAACUGCAACCAUGAAAGUCUCCCUCAUUGCCCUUCUUGUUGUUGCUCUGGCCAUUGGUUCUGAGUCAGUAUCUCUUGUUAAGAGAGAGGCUCCUGCUGAGUUCGAGACAAUCGCAAAGUACUUCCAGGACCUCGCUGACACUUUCAAAGCCCCCGAGAUGGCCAACAAAGCCAUGGCUUACUUUGAGGAGAGAAAAGCCCAGUUCCAGCCCAUGGUAGAGAAGCUCCAGGAGCAGCUGAAGCCUUUUUCCAACAUUGAAGAGCACAUCAAGCCACUGGCCGCCUCUGUCCAGUCUCAGGUCUCCCCUCUGAGUGACAUGGUCCAGGCACAGGUUCAAGACAUGAUCAAGUUUCUUGCUGAGAAGACCAAAGAAAUCCUUCCUCCCCAGUAAACAGGAGUCGUUUCCUGUAGGUUUCAAAUAAUAAAAGGACUUGAAACGUGUCAUAUGUGUACUUGUUUUUCAAUAUGUUAUUCACAGUCCAAUACUUUCUUUAUGGACAGGCUACUUGCCAAUAGCAGUAUCAGUUUCAAGCUGGUAUCAAUAUGUCAGUUGGUUUAAUCGGUUUAGCGGAUGUCAUAAAACAAUAGUAUGA
Messenger RNA from Triplophysa dalaica, 828 nucleotides. Its product is annotated as type-4 ice-structuring protein LS-12-like. The transcript is spliced from 3 exons. NCBI's taxonomy places the organism in Eukaryota, Metazoa, Chordata, Actinopteri, Cypriniformes, Nemacheilidae. Bases 201 to 626 code for a protein of 141 amino acids. The record is from RefSeq and is a predicted model, not a curated record. Gene Ontology annotation, cellular component: extracellular region. Gene Ontology annotation, molecular function: lipid binding. Gene Ontology annotation, biological process: lipoprotein metabolic process; lipid transport.